GCUCCCGGCUUUCGAUUGGCCGGUGUUGGUGUCCAUCAGCGAGCGCGCCACGCCCGCACGUCGGAUUGUUUCGUGUUGGCGAUGGAGACCGUGGGAUAAUGCAAAGCGGCGAGCGCAGGAGGAUUAUCUCGAAACAUUCAUUGACGGAGGUGUGAUGCUUUAAGAAGAAAUCAUGCCACUUGUUAAGAGGAACAUCGAACCCAGGCACCUGUGCCGCGGCGCUCUGCCGGAGGGCAUCACCAGCGAGCUGGAGUGCGUUACCAACAACACGCUGUCUGCCAUCAUCCGGCAGCUCAGCAUCCUGAGCAAGCAUGCCGAAGAUAUAUUCGGGGAGCUGUUCAAUGAGGCCAAUACCUUCUACCUGCGAGCCAACUCUCUCCAGGACCGCGUGGACCGGCUGGCUGUGAAAGUGACCCAGCUGGACUCCACCGUGGAGGAAGUCUCCCUCCAGGACAUCAACAUGAGGAAAGCUUUCAAGAGCUCCAGGACCCAGGACCAGCAGGCUGUGUCAAAGAACAGCAUUCCCAACCCUGUGGUGGAGAUCUACAACCAGAGCGACAAGCCCCCGCCCCUCAACAUCCUGUCUCCUUACAGAGAUGACAAGAAAGAUGGGCUCAAGUUCUACACGGACCCGUCGUACUUCUUUGACCUCUGGAAGGAGAAGAUGCUGCAAGACACUGAGGACAAGAGGAAGGAGAAGAGGAGGCAGAAGGAGCAGAAGCGCGUAGACGGCUCCAGCACUGGCACCGGCACCUCCCGGGAGGUGAAGAAUGUUCGGAAAGCCCGGAACAGGCGGCAGGAGUGGAAUAUGAUGGCGUACGACAAAGAGCUCAGACCUGACAACAGGCUGUCUCAAAACAUCUACCAGGGCGCGUCUUCAGAGGGAUCUCUUUCCCCAGAUAAUAGGUCUCAUGGGUCGGAUCUCACUGAUUUCUCCUACCCUGCCACUCCGAGCCACUCUGCCCACCUUCACCACCUUCAGCAGCAGCAGCAGGCGGCUAUGGCAGUCCUGGCAGCCUCCUACCUGACCGGGGAGAGCCAGCAGCACCUGAUGAAUGCCAACCAGGUCCUGGAGCACGACUACCGGCCCUCGGCUGCAGGGUACAGACAGGGGACCCUGAGCCGGCCCCAGCAACCCCCUCCUCCCCCCCCUCCCAACCCUGACGGGACCCUCCAUGCAGCCCUGCCACCCCCGCCUGCUGACUACGGCAUGUCAGCGGCUCAGAUGAUGGAAUACUAUGGCACCGCCGGGCCGCCCCCUCCCCCUCCCGCCCCCCUCAUCCCGUCCGCACAGACCGCCUUCGUCAGCCCCAUGCAAGUGCCGGCACCUCCCCCCAGCGGGUACGCCCCGCCUCCUCCCCCGCCUCCCGGACCCAUGGUGGUGGCUCCACCCCCUCCAGGACCACCCCCUCUCCCCCCGCCCAGCUUUACCCAGACCUCCUCCCCCCUGCACGAGGGGAAGAGGCACGAAGCAAGCAGCCAGCAACCCGCCAGCGACGCGCGGAGCGACCUGCUCGCAGCCAUCCGCAUGGGAAUCCAGCUGAAGAAGGGGCAGGAGCAGCGGGAGCAGGAGGCUAAGAGGGAGCCGGUGGGGAACGACGUGGCCACGAUCCUGUCCAGACGAAUCGCCGUGGAGUACAGCGACUCUGACGAUGACUCCGAGUUCGAGGAUAACGAGUGGUCAGACUGAGACCGGAGUAGGAAGGAGCCGCCUGGGAGACCUGCGCUCCCCACUCCUGACAGCCUCGGAGGCCCGGGCGGGAUUACUGCUCUAAACCGCGGUCAAAUCAAUACAACUGAAUAGUAUGAAAAUAGAAAACCCCAUUUAUUAACCAAGCACAAGAUGAAAAAGAUGAUGGUGUUAAAGGAUUAUUCAUUUAAGCAGGUCUCCCCACCCACACCCUCCCACACUAGCUCCAUACAUCUCAGAUGGCAGGUCACCAAGAAAGUAGUUUUUUUUUUUUUUUUUACUAGUGCCAACACACACACCCAAGCCAUCGCCAGCUAAGUAUUGGGCAGUCGAGUGUAGUGGCAGACAGGUAUUUGGAUAUCAGUAUUUCUGCUUUCAUUUAUGAUCUAAAAGUUUCCUCCCCAACCCAGCUACUGUAGAUUGCAUAUGGUUCUUGAAAAUACCCAGGCAUGCAUAUAUCUGUGUAAGGACGCCCUUCUGCAACAAUUGAACAAAGCAGUUCAGUUGCUGUAGUUUCUCUGUACAACACAGAUACACGAUGAAACAGUGCUGAAGGCAAGGCUUCAGCUUUACAAGAUUUCAUUUCUGUUUGAGAAAAAUGUGACAGUUUUCCUUCGCUUUUCUUACUGUAGUUUCACCAUCCGCUUCUGUAAAAGCGGCUUGCCCUGACAAUACAAAAACGUGCAAGAAAUUAGUUCAUUGAGUUAAAUUUGAUUAUAAUGGUGAUUUAUGAUGUAUUUAACACAGUAGAAUUAUAACUGAUAAACAGAAAAAUGCCAUGUUAAAAAACACAUUGAAACAACACCUGGCUUCUGCCAACAUCAGGUAGCACCCCUCUAUCAGUGCUGUAGUAUUAAUUCAAUGUAAUAUUGUCAGGCUGGUCAUGAUUAAUGACAGAGUGCCUGAAAUAUGAAAGAAAGCCAAUACUCACCCUUUAUAGUACAAUCUCCUUCUGUUUUACGGCAAAUCAAAAUCAGUAGUGAAGUGGUACUUGUAUAGCAUUAUAUAGCCACAGAUCAGUCUAAAUCUUACAGGGGCAUUUCAAUAUUUCAGACGUUGGCUGUCUGCAGGAAAUAAACCUCUCCUAAAACUCGCUGAGGGAGAAUAUCCUUUUGGCAAUUAAGUUUCUUUUCUGUUUUAUUUUAUUUGAGAUCAUGCUAGUAAUAACCAGAAGUAAGGUUUGUAUUCCCUUCAUAGUAUGUACAGCUGCAAUUACUGCAGUUUGCAUGGAUUUGGUUUUACUAAAUAAUCACUAAAGUGCAGAAGGUAAACAGCUGUUGUAGUUUGACACAAUGAUACAGUGUUGGCUGAGUGGUGCUGCACCCUGUUCAGAGUAUGUGCUGUAAUGCCUCAGAGCUCUGCGAGAACGUCACCCUGCAGUGCUUGAACUAUAUGUGAAGCCCCAAAGGCAGUUUCAAAUGUACAGCUUUGAGCCGCCUUACUGUAAAGAUUGUACCAACGUAAAUGCAAGUUUAGUCUCACAAACCUAUUCUGUAUUUAGUGUUUGUUUUUAAAUCAAUGUAUCUUUAAAAAAAAAAAAUCAGUUCUUAAAAGCUUUUAACAAAGUCCGAUCAGCGGUUACAUUUAAAAUGGAUUUUGUUUACUCUCGUUAGCUCAAACGGAAGACUUUACAGCUCCUUGCCUCGUCGUGCUGGCUGUUUUUAUGUGAUUAUUUUUCUGACGUAUGUAUAGUUGAUUAUUGAAAAUGUUAUUGUAGAGUUAACGUUUGGGGAGUCUUGAAAUAAAAACGUAAGAGUGGGCUGAAAUGAAAUGUUAGACCUUUGACUUCUGGUGAUUUUUUUUUUUUUUUAAUUUUUUUUUUUUUUUUUAGACACAUUGCAGUCAGUUUCAUUUUUACAGUCUGUUUAUUUUUACACAUUUGAAGCGGUCAUUUAUGUGCAGUAUGAGCUAUCGUCAACAGCGUUCUUGUCUUCAGGUCAAUGUUUGAUUGUAAAACUGGCUCUGAGUCUGUAGAGCUAACUAACAUGAAUAAAUCCCAAAGUAACGUU
This is a messenger RNA of Acipenser ruthenus (sterlet), 3699 nucleotides long. Its product is annotated as actin-binding protein WASF3-like. Lineage: Eukaryota; Metazoa; Chordata; Actinopteri; Acipenseriformes; Acipenseridae. The transcript has 9 exons. Gene Ontology annotation, biological process: actin cytoskeleton organization; positive regulation of Arp2/3 complex-mediated actin nucleation. Bases 173 to 1690 code for a protein of 505 amino acids. Gene Ontology annotation, molecular function: actin binding; protein kinase A regulatory subunit binding; Arp2/3 complex binding. The record is from RefSeq and is a predicted model, not a curated record. Gene Ontology annotation, cellular component: cytoskeleton; SCAR complex.